Molecule: messenger RNA, 1539 nt
Organism: Agrilus planipennis (emerald ash borer)
Lineage: Eukaryota; Metazoa; Arthropoda; Insecta; Coleoptera; Buprestidae
Exons: 2
Coding region: 23-1147 (374 amino acids)
Cellular component (GO): membrane; cytoplasm
Source: RefSeq, a predicted model, not a curated record
UGAUACAACCCAUUUUCUCUCUAUGGGACAAAAUAUUUCCCUUAUGUCAAUUUUCUCGUCACAUUGUACUAAAAUUAAAAGUAUAAAUAUGUCCUACAAGCGGCUUAUUCUUCUAAUACAAAUAUUGCAAAAAAACAUUGGGCGCGUAAAUCAAAAAAGUAUCAGUGAAUUUCCAGCAAAACUUAGAGACAUUUACACUGAACGUCUUUUAACACAUCCUUACUAUACCCAAUGUGCACAAUCCGCGAUAAUAAUGAUGGCAAGCGAUUUAAUUGCCCAAAAAAUGGAAGGACUGCAAAAAAACUGGUUUCGUACUUUUAGAUUUGGAUUACUGGGAACUUUUUACAGUGGACCAGUGCUAUGUUUUUGGUACAAAUACCUUGAAUAUGCAAUUAGAGAUGGCCGAGAGAGCCAAAUAUUGAUAAAAAAAGUGCUACUAGAUCAACUCGUAUUUUCUCCAAUUUACUUCUUUUUCAUGUUAAUACUCACCCUAGGAUUAAGAGAUAGAGAAAUUUUUUGGAAAACAUUUAGAGAAGUCCUUUUUGACAGCUACAAGCUGUGGCCUUUCUUUCAAAUAAUCAAUUUCACAUUUGUACCAAUUAACUAUCGGAUCCUGGCAGGACAAUUAAUGGCCGUUUUGUGGAAUAUAUACCUUUCAUCAAAACUACAUCAUGAGCGCGAAAACGUAAUUAUAAGCAUACAAGAAGAACAAGAUAAAUUAAAAGAGGAACAAAUAACACAAGACAACGAAUUAAAAGAAACAGAACUUCAACAAAAUUUAGAUAAUCAACAAACUGAAAUAGAGGAACAGAAUAUCGAAGAACAAGAAUAUUUUUCAAAUAACACAAAAGCAAAUAACAUAGAAGGAGAUCAGAAAGAAAAUACACAAUUAGAAAUACAAGAAUCAGAAAAUGAAAAAGAAUUAAAAAAUGAACACCAAAUAGAUGAUAUAGAAGGAGAAGAAGAUAAUAACAAUGCAAGAAACAUUAACCCAGUAGAUAUAGAACAGAAAGAAUUUGAACAAGAAUCAGAAGAAGAACAGCAACUAAUAAUAGAUAAAAUAAAGGGCCUGAUUGAAAACACACUGCCAGAAAAUAUUAAAGCAAUAAUUUUAUAUGAUAAUGAAAAACAGGAAGGAACAGAAUAAUAAUAACAAAAUAAUGGGUAAAAAUUUGCCGAAUCAAAAAAUACAACUAACGAAUCAAUACGAAGUAUAGAGGAAGUAGCUAUGCGUAACCAAGACAAAACAAUGGUAGUAUAUAAAAUUAAAAAAAAAAUUAGAAAUACAAAUUCAAAAAAAGAAACGCAAAUCCUUUAACAUGCAAACGAUCAAUGGAAGAUGACAGCUCUCUAACAAUUUACGUAAAGGGCCAUUAAAAAAACGAACUACCUGCCACUUAUAACAUUAAUAAAUAACUCGUUAAUGUUAAUAUUAGUGGGUUUUAAUCGGUAAUCCGUAUAUACAAGUUCUACAUUUUUUCCUGUCGUCUUAAUAGUUUGUACAAAAAAAAUACCGAAAAAUAAAUCCGUUACAUAGCU